AUGCCCACGCGCUCGCCAGGCUGUUUCACAUGUCGCAAGCGCAAGAUCCGUUGCGAUGAGGAACGACCGGGCUGCAAGCGGUGCGAAACGCACGGCGUCCCGUGUCCUGGCUACCGGGUCGACAAGCCAGGCGGCAUUGAGUUCAAGGACCAGACGACUGUGACCAAACAAAAGGCAGAUGAGCAGUAUCGCGUCAAGCAGGCGAUUCGCACAGCUACGGACCAUGUUGUGAGGACGAACGGGUUGGCGUCUCCGUCUGAUACCCUGAUUAUCAUUAAUGACGACCUCUCUACUACGGAAGCUGGAUCUUGGAGCGCGGUGGAUGCCAGGACUCCUGCAUCCCCAGGCGCAUCGGCAGUACUAGGCCUCGAUGGCCUCUCGUCGGAGCAGCAAGCCGUCGUGCUCGCCAGCAGCAAGGCAGCCAAAACCCGCAGCAAAGCCAUCUCGUCACUACACAUCAACGCGCCACUGCAACUAUACAGUCCCGACCUCGAGCGCGCAUCAUUAUACAGCGCCUUCAUCGACCUCUACCUCCCACAGAUCGCGGGAAGUGCGCAGAACGGGCACUUCUCGUUCUUCCAGACGAUCGCCGAGAAGCGGUCGACGCAGCCUGCGCUGCAGCAGAGCCUGGAUUCGCUGUGUCUGGUGCAGAUUGGGUCUCUGUAUAAAGACCAAGCGCUGUUGAAGCAGGCGGUCAGACAGUACGGCAGUGCGCUCAGCAGCCUUGCUCGCUCGAUAGCGAAGGGGCAGUUCCUGUACGAUGACGACGUUCUUGCAGCGGUCACGGUCCUGGCGACGUGCGAACUGUUCGAGGAGAUCUCGAAGAUGGGCGAGGGCUGGGGGAAGCACGUUCAAGGCUCCAACCAACUGGUCGCGCUACGAGGCCCAAACUCAAUGCAGUCUGAUCUGGCACUCCUACUCUAUUCGAACAUGCGGCACGGCUCACUCAUCCACGCACUCAUCGCCCGCAAAGCACCCUUCAUGGCCACACCCGAGUGGCGCGAAGUAGCCUUCCGCGUGCCCAAAGCCGUCCAAGACGCCAGCACGAAUUUUUACGAUCUUGCAAUCCAGAUACCCGGUCUACUCGAGAGACACGACGCUUUAGAUCUCGACUCACAGGACGCUUUGGAGACAUUAGACGCCAUCUUAGCAGAUUCAGCAGAUUUGGAAGACGCAAUGCGUGACUGGUUCGCCGCAUGGCAAGCUCUUGGGACUUUGACAUCGGACUCGCCUACACCUUACUACAGCCUCCGUCCUAUCGAAGAGUUCCCCUGGUUCUGCACUCUCUGUCCUGACCGCACCUUCGCCGAAGCGUACGUGUUUCCGGAUUUCUUGGUCGCCUACCUGCAUUCGCUGUAUUGGAUGGUGAUGCACUAUCUCCGUACGAACACGCAGUCGCUGCAGAAGCAACGGCAUCGACUCGAUAUCGACUGGUACCCGUCCGGCCAAGCGGUCGUGCAAGAAGAUGAGCUGCUUGGUUAUAUCUUGAAUCUGUGCCGGUGCAUACCGUUCUUCGUGGAGCCGGGGCACUGGGAGUGGCUGAAGUGGAUUGGCGCGGUGCGCAACUCGGUGUUCGUUAGAGGGCUGGCCCCGCCAAACGUGAGCAAGGAGUCGCGCACACAGCGCGUGUCGCCAGAGCCUGGAUAG
This is a messenger RNA of Saxophila tyrrhenica, 1647 nucleotides long. RefSeq lists its product as uncharacterized. Gene Ontology annotation, biological process: regulation of DNA-templated transcription. The record is from RefSeq and is a predicted model, not a curated record. The transcript has 2 exons. Gene Ontology annotation, molecular function: zinc ion binding; DNA-binding transcription factor activity, RNA polymerase II-specific. NCBI's taxonomy places the organism in Eukaryota, Fungi, Ascomycota, Dothideomycetes, Mycosphaerellales, Extremaceae. The coding region runs from base 1 to 1647 and encodes 548 amino acids.